CUAAACGCAGUAAAGCUUUUGGAAAUAUAACGUCUCUCCCGUAGCUUAGACCUCUAUUCCUUCUUUUGAGAAAGGAAACCGAAUGAGAAGAGUUUCUUUUAGUUUCUCUCUGAAUUUGAGGAAAAUACAUGUUUGUCAAAACGGUGUCAGAUCUAUGCUUACACCUAGCGGCCAAUAUAUGAACUAGAUGGCGUUGCCAUACGAUGGCGCCAACCGCACGUUGACUUGUGAAAGCAAAUCUUUGUCCAUUAAAAAUUAUACUCGAAGUGCUUCUGACUGUUGACAAUCCACAUUGAUUACUUGGAAAGGCUAACUGACCUUCAUCAUGCCUCCCAAAAGUCCCAGAACUGCACAAGUUAAAGGAGACAUUCGAAACUUUUUCACGUCGAUCUCCUCAAAAACAUCCACGUCCAAAUCACCUGGAUCUGCUCCAGCUUCAAAGGAAGAAGAUGGUGGCAAGAGGAAGAAGAAGGCUAUGGUUCUUGUUGACUCUACAGAUUCAGAAUCAGAAGCACCGUCUCGGUCAUCUGUGUCCACCAAGAAGUCAAAAUUGGAUGAAAAACCAAAGAAGGAAAGUGCUGCCACCACAAAACCCAAAAUGAAAACUUCGAUACCUGAAACCCCACUGCAACCUGUUGACAUCAGCUCAGUGUUUGGCAGUAAGCCUAUCAAAAGGGAAGUCCCAGAGAAAAGGAAACGAACAGUCAUUGAAGACCAUGAUGAUGAAGAUUUUGAAGCCACUCUGCAGCAGUUGGAUGAAGCCCCAUUAACUAAAAAAUCAAAAGUACUUGAAAAUAGUACAAGCACAAAGAGAAAACCUGAUUCUCCAGCAAAAAAGGAAAAAACCAAGUCUCCUGUGAAAGAGGGGAAAUCCAAGUCUCCUGCAAAAGAGGAGAAGAACAAACCGUCUGCUAGUCCUCCUUCCAGAAAUGGGAAAAAGUCUUCAAAAGAAUCGACGAGAGUAGAAAUGAAAAAGGAAACGGUAUCAGACAAGAAGAGGAAAACUCGCGAUGAAGCAGCAACUCCAAAAAAGAACACCCCUACAAAGGAUGUCAAACAAAGUGAAGGAAGAGACAAAAGAUCCAAAAAAGAGCUUGAAGAAUUUGACUCUAAUUCAAAUGAAACUUCACCACCAAAGUCAAACAAAAAGAUUAAGCCAGAGCCAACAGUCGUCAAAGAAACUCCCAAAAAAAGAUCUGCAAGUCAAGAUGAUGAUCCAGAUGUCAUAGACUCACCGGCCUUCGAUGCAAUCGAAAAACGGAAAGAAAAAGCUGAAAAUUACAAGAGAUUCCUGGCAUCUCGUAGAGAUGGGGGAGCGAAAAAUCCCGGCAGUAAACCUAUACCAGAGGGAGCUCCUGGAUGUCUGACGGGAUUGACCAUUGUCGUUACGGGCGUUUUGGAAUCCUUACAUCGUGAAGAGGCCGAAGGGCUUGUCAAGAAAUAUGGCGGCAAAGCGCCUAAAGCUGUCAGCAAGAAUACGUCAUAUCUAUUGGCCGGAGAUGAUGCGGGUCCCUCUAAGCUGGCGAAAGCUCAAAGUAUGAACGUGCCCAUCAUCAGCGAAGACGAUUUUCUGAAAAUGAUUGGCACGAGGAAAGCGGCUCAAGGUUUAAGUUCUCCGGCCGCCAAAAAAGGACCCACUACACCGAAGAGUGUCCAUAAAGCCACGACGUCCAAAAACAUUAAAUCGGAACCAGAGCCUCUCAUAACUAGUGUUGCUACUCCAACCAAAAAAAGAUCACCUGAAACCAAGAAAAUCGAUUCGAAACCAAAGGCUAGUAGCAGCACUACUCCAUCCAAGAAGGUGGAAGCCGAUCGCAAGCAGUCAGAUGAAAGUGAAGGAAAGGAUGAAGUCAAACUGCCUUGGGUCGACAAAUACAAACCAACCAACUUGAAACAAGUGAUAGGAAUGCACGGAGACCGGAGCAUUGCUAAAAAACUGCUUUACUGGUUGAAAAGCUGGUACGAUAACCGCAGUAGUAGCAAGAAACUCACCAAACCUAGUCCCUGGUCGACCAAUGACGAUGGAGCCUACUUCAAAGCCGCUUUACUCUCCGGCUCACCUGGCAUUGGAAAACUAACGACCGCCCAUCUGACGGCCAAGGAGCUAGGCUACGAUAUUGUUGAAAUGAACGCGUCGGAUACGCGUAGCAAACGUCUGCUGCACGAGCACGUGCAGGAACUGAUGUCAUCUCAAUCGUUGGCGACGUACGCUCACGGUUCAGCACAGAUUCAAGGUGGCCGCAAGCGAGUGCUCAUCAUGGACGAAGUGGAUGGCAUGGCGGGUAAUGAGGACCGCGGCGGUGUCCAGGAACUGAUUGGUCUGAUCAAAACAUCGAAAAUCCCAGUGAUUUGCAUAUGCAAUGACCGCCAGCAUCCGAAAAUCCGGAGCUUGGCCAAUUAUUGUUAUGAUCUCAAAUUCAGUAAGCCGAGGCUGGAGCAAAUUCGAGGCGCCAUGAUGAGCAUUUGCUAUAAGGAAGGCAUCAGCUUGAAACCUGAAGCUCUCGAUGAGAUCAUCAUAGGGGCCAAUCAGGAUGUCCGCCAAAUUCUCCACCACUUGUCGAUGCUGGCCUCCGACAAGAGCGUGUCCAACGAGAAGGCCAAACUAGAAGCGUCCAAGAGCAAAAAGGACAUGAAAUUGGGUCCUUGGGAAGUCGUCAAGAAAGUAUUCUCCGCCGAAGAGCAUCGCGGAAUGAGCAUCCAUGACAAGACGGGCCUCUUCUUUCAAGAUUACAGUUUCGGUCCGUUGUUUGUCCAGGAGAAUUACCCGUACGUGGUGCCUCAUGCGGCUAAAGGCAACGCUAUCAAGACGUUGGACCUGUUAGGACGUACGGCUCACUGCAUGUCUCAGACGGACCUGAUUGAAAAGGUUAUCCGCUCGCAGAAUGCGUGGAGUCUGCUGCCCGUCGAAGCUGUUUUUGCCAGCGUCGUGCCCGGUCAGCUGAUGGAAGGUUUCAUCAGUUCUCAGGUCGCGUUUCCCAGCUGGUUGGGCAAGAAUUCCCGUACUAACAAAAUGGACCGUCUGUUGCAAGAGCUUCAGAUGCACAUGCGCCUUAAAAUCUGCGGAUCGAAGCGGGCCGUCAACCUGGACUACCUACCACACGUUCUCAACUCGAUCGUCGGACCUUUGAAGCGAUCGGGAGCCGACGGGGUCGCUGAGGCUAUCAGCGCCAUGGAAAGUUAUGAUCUGAUGAGAGAGGAUCUCGACUCGCUCCUUGAGCUCGCUCAAUGGCCUCACAAACCCGACAUCAUGGCCGGAAUCGAAGGUAAAGUGAAGGCGGCCUUUACUCGAGCCUACAACAAGGAGGGCCACAUGACGCCGUAUGCCGUCGUCCAAGUGAAGAAAGGACGAUCGAAAGACACAGCCGAUGAUCAAGAAGCCCUCGUAGAUGAGGAGGGAUUGGCCGAGGAGGACGACGAUGAGGAACAGAGCGAAAUCCAUCGCUUGGACGCGAUGAUCAAAGUGAAGAAGGAAACGAAAAAGACGGCCGCAGCAGCAGUAACGGGUAAGAAAAAAGCUCCAUCUGCCACCAGAGGUCGAGGUGGAGGCAGUCGAGGAGGACGCAAGAAAGCUGCUGAAUAAUUGACCGUGUGUUCUUUGCGCCAGUGAGAACUCGGCUGUGUGUUUUUUGGCGGAGGGGGAGGGAGGAAGAGAGAGAGAGACUGCUACUGCUGGCAUAUUGCAUCCUUAAUGAAACUUGGCUCUCAAUCUAAUGGGACGCAGAUGGGGGGAAACACACACACAAAACUUAACCAUUACUCUCCAGAGGGAGUAGCAGGGGGGUCUCUCUCUCUCAUAGCAAAAGACUAUUUGCUGCUUUUGGGGGGGAUGAGUUAGGAAAUAACGGGGGAGAGGAGAUUACGCAGCACACGGGCUGUUAAAAAGACGAGGCUAACGCUAGACUCGCCCCCCCUUUCCUACUAUAUUUUAUAGUUGGCUGUUGAUUGGGUCAAUACCUUUCUACCGUCGUGUGUCCCGUGCCUUUUGUUUCGAUUUUUUUUCAGUUGGAAUUGUAGAUGGCGAAAUUAAGAGCCUCGUAGUAGAAAUUUCAUGGAAUCAUUGGCUCUAAUUUUCCAUUUUCUUUUUGUUUUCAUAAUGUUGUAAAAUAAUGAGCUGAACAAACAACAAGUUUUCCUUUUGCAUUAACGUAUGUAAAGCCGCGUGACGAAGCGUUUUAGACUGAACAUUAUUCAACAUUUAAAACGUUUUCAUGGAACCCUGUCUAGAACUGUAUUGUGAUCUUGUUUUUGUACUAUUUCGUCUGGAAUAAUAUUCCAAACGAAAUAUAUAAAAAAAAAAAACAAGGCGAGAAAAGGUAUUAAUGUCACAUAUCGGCUCUCAGAUGUGCUUCAUCGCAACGCCUGGCUUGCAUAUUGCAUCGUGAGUACAGUGGGUGUGUACGCGACAGUCCUAAAGUAUUAUAUUAUACAACAUAUAUCUACGGAAUGUAGCAAUCCCCCCCCCCUUUUUUUUCUUCUUCCUCUGAUGCUCAUAUCCCGAAAGAAAGAAGAAGAAGAAAAAAAGGCAGCACAGGAAGCAUUUGAAUUUAUGGAACUCUUUCUGGUGACGUGGGAGGAGAUCUAAGCAAACAAAACACGGUAUAUAAUGAUAUAGUAUAUAAAGUUCUAUCUACGCACACGGAAUUCGAGAGAGAGAGAGA
Messenger RNA from Daphnia magna, 4658 nucleotides. RefSeq names its product replication factor C subunit 1 (gene Gnf1). The record is from RefSeq and is a predicted model, not a curated record. Gene Ontology annotation, cellular component: nucleus; DNA replication factor C complex. Lineage: Eukaryota; Metazoa; Arthropoda; Branchiopoda; Diplostraca; Daphniidae. Gene Ontology annotation, molecular function: ATP binding; DNA binding; DNA clamp loader activity. Gene Ontology annotation, biological process: DNA replication; DNA repair.